AUGGCACGCAAGGUCCCCGAAGGCCUCUACCAAAAGCACGCCGACGACUGCAGGUCGUGGAACAUUUUGGUCGCUGACUUUGACACCGAGGCCCUGCGCGCCGCUGCCUGCUCCAUAAGUCCCGCCGCGCCCUCGGUUGUACUCCGGACCAUGGCGGUCGCGCGUGCCCAGCCCACGAUUCUCGAGUCGGCCUUUUGGACAACCGCGGCCGACAUUGCACCCUGA
Messenger RNA from Saprolegnia parasitica CBS 223.65, 225 nucleotides. RefSeq lists its product as hypothetical. Lineage: Eukaryota; Oomycota; Saprolegniomycetes; Saprolegniales; Saprolegniaceae. The record is from RefSeq and is a predicted model, not a curated record. The transcript is spliced from 2 exons. The coding region runs from base 1 to 225 and encodes 74 amino acids.